Conger conger (European conger) is the source of this 1843-nucleotide messenger RNA. It is a transcript of the gene sgsh, whose product is annotated as N-sulfoglucosamine sulfohydrolase (sulfamidase). Lineage: Eukaryota; Metazoa; Chordata; Actinopteri; Anguilliformes; Congridae. The record is from RefSeq and is a predicted model, not a curated record. Gene Ontology annotation, molecular function: N-sulfoglucosamine sulfohydrolase activity. Gene Ontology annotation, biological process: heparan sulfate proteoglycan catabolic process; glycosaminoglycan catabolic process.
UCCAGCAGGUUACUUUGGCCGACGUGUGAAGAAAAUGGUCAACACCUUUUUUUUACAGAACAGAUUUUUUUCUCCUUUGAAAGCGGUCAUCAUAUGACACUGGUCAUGUGAUUUACAUGGGCGGAACUUAUGAACUGUUUCAGGAAACGAUAUGACUCUCAGCAAAUUUCUUAGCUUCAUGAAUUUAUUUUAGCAGUAUUGUGUGCUUCGAUGUGGAGUCUAAUAUCCGUGCCUGGAUAUCCGUGCCUUCGCGUACCUCUUGGAACAGCCAUUUCUGCAUUUAAACCCAUACAUGAAUAGAAAUUUAAGGGGUCGAAAAUUUGAGGAAAUGACCAAUUGCUACAGAUUGUCUGUGUGUUGGUUUAUGCUGCUAAAUCUGUGUGUUAUCGGCGAAUCCAAGCAGAGAAACGUGUUACUUAUCAUCGCGGAUGACGCCGGCUUUGAGACCGAUGUGUACAACAACACGGCCAUCCGCACGCCACACCUCAGCGCGCUGGCCCGGAGGAGCGUGGUCUUCCAGAACGCCUUCACCACCGUCAGCAGCUGUUCGCCGAGCCGCUCGGCCAUCCUGACGGGUCUUCCCCAGCACCAGAAUGGUAUGUAUGGUCUCCACCAGGGCUCUCACCACUUCAGCUCAUUUGGGGUACAGAGUCUGCCCCUCCUGCUGGGCCAGGCCGGAAUCCGGACCGGCAUCAUCGGUAAGAAGCACGUGGGCCCGGGGCAGGUGUACCCCUUUGACUUCGCCUACACCGAGGAGAACAACUCGGUCCUGCAGGUGGGCCGCAACAUCACCCGCAUCAAAGUGCUGGUCAGGAAGUUCCUGCAGGGGCAGGAAGCGGACCGCCCCUUCUUCCUGUACGUGGCCUUCCACGACCCCCACCGCUGCGGGCACUCCCAGCCCCAGUAUGGGCCCUUCUGUGAGAAGUUCGGCAACGGGGAGAGUGGCAUGGGACGCAUCCCCGACUGGACCCCCCAAUACUACACCCCUGAGCAGGUGAAGGUGCCGUACUUCAUCCCUGACACACCUGCAGCCCGAGCUGACCUGGCUGCUCAGUACACCACCAUCAGCCGCCUGGACCAGGGCAUUGGGCUGGUGCUGAAGGAGCUCCGGGAAGCGGGUUUUGAGAACGACACGCUGGUGAUCUACAGCUCUGAUAACGGCAUCCCGUUCCCCAACGGCAGAACCAACCUGUACUGGUGCUCAGCCGAGCCCCUGCUGGUGUCCUCCCCAGAACACCAGCGCCGCUGGGGCGAGCAGACCCAGGCAUACGCCAGCCUGCUGGAUAUCACCCCCACGGUGCUGGACUGGUUCUCCGUCCCGUACCCCUCCUACAGCAUCAUGGGGGGCCCGACGGUGAGUCUGACGGGGAGGUCCCUGCUGCCCGCCCUGGCCGCCGAGCAGCCCUGGGACACGGUGUUCGGGAGCCAGAGUCUGCACGAGGUCACCAUGUACUACCCCAUGCGCAGUGUGCACCAAGGCCCCUUCCGCCUGGUGCACAACCUCAACUACCUCAUGCCCUUCCCCAUCGACCAGGACUUCUACGUCUCGCCCACCUUCCAGGACCUGCUGAACCGCACGCGGGCCGGCCGGCCCACGGCCUGGUUCAAAACGCUGCGCGGGUACUACUACCGCGACCGCUGGGAGCUGUUCGACCGCCGGGCCGACCCCGCGGAGACCCGGAACCUGGCCCCCGACCCGGCCCACGGGCCCCUGCUGCACCGCCUCCGGGCCCUCCUGCUGAAGUGGCAGUGGGCGACCUCCGACCCCUGGGUGUGCGGGCCGGACGCGGUGCUGGAGGCCAAGCUCACGCCCCAGUGCAGGCCGCUGUUCAACGGGCUCUGA